This is a messenger RNA of Aedes albopictus (Asian tiger mosquito), 3264 nucleotides long. RefSeq lists its product as uncharacterized. The record is from RefSeq and is a predicted model, not a curated record. Gene Ontology annotation, biological process: regulation of transcription by RNA polymerase II. NCBI's taxonomy places the organism in Eukaryota, Metazoa, Arthropoda, Insecta, Diptera, Culicidae. Gene Ontology annotation, molecular function: RNA polymerase II cis-regulatory region sequence-specific DNA binding; zinc ion binding; DNA-binding transcription factor activity. Gene Ontology annotation, cellular component: nucleus.
CUUUUGACGCUUUUGUUUACCUGUUUUCCCUGAAUGACGGAAAACUGCCGAGCAAAUUUUCUUCUCGCGCAAAUUUUUAGUUUUUCCAUAGUUUUAAGUGAAUUAAUUGAUCAAAACCAAGUGCAAAUCGGUGGCCAAGCUGUUUCGCUCUAGGUAGAAUGUACUGUUGCAUACGUAGCUGCCCGUCCAAGUACGGGAAGGCGUCCGUUUCCUUUCACCGGUUUCCGCAGCACAAUGAAGACCGUCGCCAGCGGUGGAUCGAAGCAGCGGCCCGGGGUGACGAAAUCAACUACGAUUACGCGGUGGUUUGCAGCCGGCAUUUUGUCGGAAAUCGUCCGGCACGGGCUGGGGACAGUCAGUCGGUCAGUUGGGUCCCGACCCUGCUGCUGGACAGGGACCUAUCCGACGCGGAUGCCACGGCUCGGCGUCAGUCCGCGGGUGCCGGCGGGGCGGUGGUGGAUGGAGGUGCCAUCCAGGAUGAUGAUGAUUUAGACGUCAGCUGUGCCGUUCGCGGCUGCGGAAUGACAAAGGAGGAAAAUCCCUCGUUACUGUUCUUCCCCGUACCGCGAAAUGACAGCGAACGGCGCAAGUGGCUGCUGCAGAUUGGGAUGCUAGAUGGUACCAGCGAAUCGAACACUAACAGUGUGUUGGCCGUUUGUGAACUGCAUUUCGAUCUUACAAAAGACUUACUGAACUACGACGACGUGAUCUCUAUGGGGAGAACUGCCAUGCUGAAGGAACAUGUCAUGCCGAGCCGGAAUGUCCCGGCCAUAUCGGGCCACAAUCCGGUACACUACACUCACGAAAUGCCUGACAAUGAUUCGAUGACGAUGAAGGAGGAAGAACCGGUAGCGGUGGACGACGAUGACGAAGAAUCUUUACUGGAGGAAAUGGUGCCACGCAAAUGCACUGAAGAUAAUCAUCAUUCAAUGCCGGAAUAUCCAUUGCACAUGCAACCGAGUCCUAUAGAGGAAUUUGUGCAGAUUUGCCGCUCAUGUUUGAGUACGGAUAGAACAAAUCUGGUGUCCGCUUUCGACGAUAGAUUGGCGGACAUAUUUCUCCAGUUCACCAGUGUGAGCAUUAACGAGAACGAAGGCAUUUCCACCAUGAUUUGCGUAGACUGUAAAUCGAGACUGCUAGAAAUUCACUUUUUUCGUGAUACUUGCGUCACGAACACACAAAUUUUGUUCCAUCGGUAUCAGAAGUGCUACGGAACGGUACCGGGUGGUGGCGCGCAUAGGGAUCAGUCUCACCACGAAUAUGGCUAUAAUCCGCAAGUGAUUCCCAGCGCUAGCCAUUACAAUCGCUACGAUAUGGGUGCCGACGAUCCGGAAGAUCUUUUGAUGCCGCAGAAAGAAGAAAUGGAAGUAGCUGUCCCAAAACCUAGCAGACCACGUGGCAGACCCCCGAAAAGACCUCCAACUCCGCCCAAACCCGUUGUUUCUCCAACGAAACUGAAAAAAUCGCAGAAGAUAGCAACUAUGAAGAAGCGGUUUAAGUGCAAAUUCUGUCGAAAGGAGUACAACUCCCGACCUGGAUACGAAAUGCAUUUGGCUACUCACAAGUACCACCAGCAGAGUGAUUUCACACAAGAGUGCAAGCGGUGUGACAUUCUAACACGCAAAGGUGAAGUGCACCGGUGCUACACGGACAUACUGUACUGUUAUGUAUGCGGCGAAAAGUACGGCAAGUGGGGUCACCUGAAGCUCCAUCUGGCGAAGAAACACCGCAUCAAAACCAAGCGACGGGAGCUGAUGCAGAAACUGAAGGAAAGCGGCUACGUGGCCGGUGGCAGGGUUAAUGCCCUGAAAGUGCCUCCGUCAUCGAGAGUUGCACAGGAUGAGGAAGAAUCAGAAGAGGAAGAAGACGAAGACUAUGAUCCUCCGAAGCAAGAUGAUCCGGUAAAAUCGGACAGUUCUCGCAGUGCUACAAACUCUCCAACAACUGAACAACCACGCAAAUGUAGCUUCUGUGGCGUGGGUUUCCUGUAUAACUCAAGUCUGGAUAUGCACAUGAAAACGCACAGCCCCAUAGAGCUAACGCAAUGCAAUGAGUGCGACUCGAAUUUCGAUUCCUACCUGCAGCUGGAGCGCCACCACGAUGAACACGAUGAUGAAAACCCCAUGGCAGAAGAAAUCAUAUGCAAACAAUGUGGAAAACAGCUAACGCGCCAGCAAACGUUGAUGCUGCAUUUGCAGUACGUGCACAAGGAUAAGAAUGUGGUGCAGUGUAGCACGUGUCCCCAGCUGUGUGAAAACGCCCUUGAGCUGAGCAAUCACGUUUGCCGUACCCAAAAGCGAAAACAUGCUGGUGCUUCAUCGUCCUCGACCGGUGUCUCCAACGGCGACUUUGUAAUAAUUAAACCGGAAUCGAUUCUCAAGGGGGCGUCCUCUUCCAUGGCCAUGAACGACGAUUCCAACUCAACCCCGGUUGGGCUGGAAGGUUCCGACGGAGCCGAUCCGUUGCUCGGCUUGGGCAACGAAGAGGUCAUCGAUCUCGACUCGGAUGACGACGAUGAUUCCAGUCAGGAGAAAGGCAGUUACGAUUGCACUAUUUGCAAUAAGCAGUUCCCCAAGGAGGACAUUCUGGAUCGCCACAUGACUGCACCGUAUGAUGAACGCUGCCAGGGCCAAUGAAGUUGGGCUGCGAAAGUAAGUGUGAAUGUAAUAGAGAUGGGGAUCCUUUUUCAUCAACGGGCGGAAUUGGAUCGAAAGGUCAAAGACAAAUCUACCAACAUUUGAAAAGAGCUGAACAUCCGUUGUAAACUUAAGUCUCUUAGCCAGGUGUUUUUCCACUUAUUAACUUAUACCUUUAAGGUUUAUUCAUCAUGGAAAACAGCGUGCAUUGAUAUCAUUGAUUAAAUUGUGCAUGAAAAAAUGCUAUUGAAUGUUUUAAAAACGAUGUUUUGUUUUCUCUAAAAAUAAAAGUCAAUUCCAUCUAUGUACCGCUAGUACGAGUUUCAGUAAUUGUAUGAAAUUUUAUCCAGGCUACACAGCAGAAUUUAUAGUUUACAAUCGUUUUUUCACCUUUUCAAGUGUUUGUCUAGAAUCGUUCUUUGAAUAAUUCAAAUCUUUUCCCGAUAAUGAAAAAAAAAAUCCCCAUAUUAUAUACAAAUUGUGUAUUGUUUCUGGAAAAACAAACUGACAGACGGUUCACGGAGAAAGUACUAUACUAUUGCACCCCUAUCUUGGAGAAUUUAGAACCCACUAUUAUAUGUCAAAUGCUAUUCCAUUAUGUAUUAGAGACUAAUUCAUUUUGCUUGUA